Messenger RNA from Perognathus longimembris pacificus (Pacific pocket mouse), 445 nucleotides. RefSeq names its product syncollin (gene Sycn). The coding region runs from base 1 to 405 and encodes 134 amino acids. Gene Ontology annotation, cellular component: secretory granule membrane. Lineage: Eukaryota; Metazoa; Chordata; Mammalia; Rodentia; Heteromyidae. The record is from RefSeq and is a predicted model, not a curated record. Gene Ontology annotation, biological process: exocytosis. The transcript is spliced from 2 exons.
AUGAUGCGGCUGUGCCCCCUGCUGUUGGUCCUGGCCCUGGCCGCCAUCCCCCACGCCCGGGGCGCUUGCCCGGUGCCCACCGAUCUUAAGAAGACCAAUGGGACGCGCACGUGCGCCAAGCUCUACGACAAGAGCGACCCUUACUACGAAAACUGCUGCCGGGGCGCCGAGCUGUCGCUGCCGCCGGGCGCCGACCUGCCCUUCCUGCCCUCGGACUGGGCCAACACGGCCUCCUCGCUGGUGGUGGGCCAGCGCUGCGAGCUCACCGUGUGGUCCCGGCCUGGCAAAGCUGGCAAGACCCGCAAGUUCUCGGCCGGCACCUACCCUCGCCUGGAGGAGUACCGCAGGGGCAUCCUGGGCGACUGGUCCAACUCCAUCUCCGGACUCUACUGCAAGUGUAACUGAGGCAUCCAGGAUCAUCCAUCUGUAGCCCACACAGUGAUGA